AUGUUACUGUUUCAACUUUUCCUUGCAUUUUCUGGUGUAUUUCUCACAGAAUCUAACAAUUUGAGUAUUAAAAAUUGUUUUAUCAGUCAUAAAAAUAUUCGGAUAUCUUCAUGCGGACCACCAAUCACUACAAAGUCAGUUUUAUUUUUUAAUUUGUUCUGGUUUUUACCUAAUAAAUUUAUAGAUCUCCACUUUCCUUGGAAGAAUGUCAAAAUCUUUGUGUCAAUUUGCAAGGAAAAUGUCAAAAUAUACAAUAUUAUUACUACCGUAAUUUUUGUGAGAUUUUUGAUAUUCCUUCUCCAUUGGAAGUCAAUCAAACAGGUGAAAAAAUUGAUUUAUUAAUGAGAAAAUCAAAAAAGUUUCUGAAAAUUUCAGCUGUUUCACCGGAAAAAAUUCGUAAACGAGAAACAGGUGCAACAAGGUUAGUUCCAAGAAAUCAGAAAGAAUAUACAUAUUCAUAUUGUGUUUAGAGUAGAAAAUGAGAAAAAAGAUUGUUCAACAGCAUCACUUUCACCUGCAAUUGGUACUUCUUAUUUGAUUCCAAGAUGGGAUUGUUUGACCGAAUUGCAAUUGGAGGGAAUUCAGAAAAAUGAGGUGAAAAUUGCACUGUACUUCAUUCAUGAAAAUAGCCGGGCUCUUUUCAAAAACUAAUCAUCAUAUCUUGAAACAAAUGUUUCUUUCCCAAUCACAGCAAAACGAAUCUUAUGAGAGCUUAAAAGCCAUGUUUUCCCAAAAAAAACAUACAAACACAAAUCUAAAGUAUAGUGACAAUCAAAUUCGCUCUAUCGCACACAUCUUUUACGGAGUUCUCGAGGAAUACACAGGAUAUUUUUUCUAUUUUUUCUUCAGUUUUUUUUCCAUUUUUAAAUUAAAAUUUUGAAAUUAUAUAUAAUUAGGUGUCUAUGCUUCACAGAGUUAACUCAAUUUAUGAUAAAACAGAAAAUAUGAAACGAUUUUAGGACACCGCUGUUCAAAAUACUGUGCGAAGCGAAGGAAUUCGAAAUAGACAAAUUGAAGAUGUUGCCCAAAACCUAGCGGUUGAAGUAAGUUGGUCAAAUUAGGCUUACAUUAUAAUUGUCAAAAAUAAAUAUUAAUCUAGAUCCUCCCUGUGAUUCCCGAUUGUCCAUCUGGAGAAUAUUCUCGAAUUCAAAUCAUUGAUGGUGUAGAAAUUGAUCGUGCCGCCACUGUAAAAUUUGCAGUUCCAACACCAGAAUUAUGUUUCCAAGCAUGUCGAAUUAGCACGGUAUGUUGAACAUUUUUCCUAAUUUUAUAUAAAGGCGUGAAAAAUAUUUAGUAUCCUGAUGGCUCUCGCUUGCCACUUCUCUGCCGAUCUGCACAUUUUGAUAGAAUUGGACGCCAUUGCUCGGUUUAUUCAGAUGCUUUGAAUCCAAAUGGUUAUCUAGAUUAUAAGCCUAACCAAAAUGCAAUUUAUGCCGAGAAAAUUUGUAUUCCAGGUAUUUCUAAAAAAGUUAUUCUGCAAACCGCAUCAAUUUUUAUAGAUUCAUCAUUGCCAACAUCUUGCGAUAAUGUUUUCCGAAGAAUUCCACAACAUAUUCUUCUCGGACAAGCUUCAGAAAUUAUAUCAGUCACAAGUGAACAAGAAUGCGUUUUGAAAUGUAUCGAAUCAACGGUUAGUAUUUUUAAAGAAACUUGGGUUUUCAAAGAAAAGAAAAACAACAACACCAAUUAUAUGUAGAUUAUCAAAUGCCAAUCAAUCCUCCACUAUCCAGAUUUCCCAUUGCUGAAUUGUAUUCUUAAUGUGCACACAAGAAAUACAAAAAGUGCAAUUUUUCACACCUGAGCUAAAAUAUAAAGUAGAUUACGUGGAAGUUGGAACUUGUACAAAACGGCAACUAGUAAGCAGUAGAGUGAUUAUUCCACCAAAUCCUUUUGAAAAAUCUGUAGCACGUAAGUAAUUUGUCAGAUUUGAACAAUCAUUUUAUUAUUUCUUUCAGUACAACCUCAACAAGUUCAAGUUCAACAAAAUUCAAUAACAUCAAAUGAUAUCACUUCGUUGACAACAGAAUGGUCGGAAUGGACAAAAUGUUCACAAGAUUCAAGUUCGAGAAGUCGUGAGAGAUUCUGUAAUGGUUGUAAGGAAAUAAUCCAAGUUAUGCCAUGUUUUUCGAAUAAUAAUUUCGACAAAGCACUACAGGAAUUUGUGAAAGAGCAACAAGUUAAGGAAAGUGAGACAUCGAUUAGAGCAGUGCCGGCUCAAUCAGCCUUACCGGUUUCUUCAGAAACUACACCAACGCCAGUUAUUAAAUUCCGUAAGUCUUGCAAAGUCAUUUUUAAAACAGGAAAAAUAAUUUUUGAAAAAUCAAAAUGACAUAACAAAACGUGUAAAACUCAAACUGAUCAAUAGAUUUUUUAUGAGAGCUAGUUUUCAAAACCUUCUCCUGUAUUUUGAAAGUGUUCAUUGGUUGAGAUGUUUUUUCAAUCUGAUUAACCAACAUCUUCAUUAAAAGAAACACCCAAGAUGCAAUUUUUUCAAGGUCUUCCACGAAACGAAUUUGUCAAGAUUUAAUCAAAUUUUUUUGAAUGACAUAUUUUUAUUCACUAUUUAAUCUACACACAUACUUUCUACAAUAUAAAUCCCUAUUAUUUUUCAAAAAACGAAACAAAUAAAAAUUGUUGCACCAAAAACCACAAUAAUCAAAUUAUCCCUCACAACCAACCAAACUAAAUUUUGCAGUCAAUCAAAACGACGAGAAGAAAAAGUCUGUCGAAUUUUUUGGACCACCACAAACCUAUAAAUAG
This is a messenger RNA of Caenorhabditis angaria, 2760 nucleotides long. The record is from the annotation of a GenBank genome assembly. NCBI's taxonomy places the organism in Eukaryota, Metazoa, Nematoda, Chromadorea, Rhabditida, Rhabditidae.